Molecule: messenger RNA, 467 nt
Organism: Symbiodinium necroappetens
Lineage: Eukaryota; Dinophyceae; Suessiales; Symbiodiniaceae
Source: the annotation of a GenBank genome assembly
GGCCGCCGUUUAUGAUGCUGCUGCUUUACUUCUCCGUGGACCGGGGUGUUUGGCGCUGUCUGGCCAACACCGUCCGAGUCACCAUGAUGCUCUCGCAGGGCGUCCUUCUAGGCUUGGACGAUGGUCAGCUCCAUGCAGAGAACUGGCCCAUUUAUGUAUCCUUGAUGUUCGGCGGCAUCGUGGGACUGCUGGUUGGAAACCGUUUGGCGGAGAAGGUGGAUGCUGCAGCUUUCCAGCGCUGGCUAUUGCUCUUCCUGCUCGCUGGAGCAUGUCUGAUGCUGAGCUCUGUGAACGCAGUCCUCAGCACCGGGGCGGCUUUCCUCGUCUUCUUGGCUGCCGUCCUCGUCUUGGUGGUUCCUUCGCUAACGUCACGCCGUGUGUCGCAGCUUGGCCUGGUAACGGCGGAAGAACUCUGCCCUGCCAGUCAAGCAGAGCUCGAAAACAUCAACGAGCACAUUCGAGUCUGA